Molecule: messenger RNA, 1441 nt
Organism: Mycotypha africana
Lineage: Eukaryota; Fungi; Mucoromycota; Mucoromycetes; Mucorales; Mycotyphaceae
Exons: 4
Coding region: 454-1074 (206 amino acids)
Molecular function (GO): metal ion binding
Source: RefSeq, a predicted model, not a curated record
ACAGCAGCAGCAGCAGCAGCAGCAUGAGCAGCAACACCACCACAACCGAGACAAUAUCGUACUGAGAAAAUGUGAAGCAUGUGCUAUUGAGAUUCCAACUAAAACCGUGGCAACAUUCAACACUUUCGCAGAACCUGAUGUAGAGAAGAAGUCAACCAUUUUGUUACCGCACGUAGUUAGCCCACCUAUGUCACUUACAUCAGACAUUGCUCCAUCCGAUAUCAAUACUUCUACUACUCUUUCUACUUCCUCUUCACAGAAAAGUUGCUCUAAAAGAGAAGCUUUGCACACAACAGUGAACGAACAGAUCAAUAUUAUCAAGAAAGACAUUUUCUGUUGUAUGCUCAAUUACUCAAGACAUAUCGAAGACUUAUCCAAAGAUGUUUGUACGCCACAACAAGGGCAAACACCGUAUGCGAACAGACUAGCUCUAGAUACAAAAAGAUUGAAUGAAUGCAAAGCUCUCUCGGCGAAACAGAACCAGCUAUUAGUCAAAAGGAAGUAGUAGCAUCAGCACGAUCCUCUUUUUCUAUUCUAACAUCGAUACGCCAAAUCUUCACAUUAACACCGAAAUACGCAACACGACAAAUAAUUAUUAGGCAGAAACCUGAUAAAAAGGAAAUUGAUACGAUCUUCUCUGUCCAGGGCGUUUGUACAACUACCGAAACUUCUUACAUACCAAAACAGCUUCAAAGUGCUAUAACUACUACUUGGUCCUUUGAGAAGCAUAGCAGCAAAGUUCAUCAUUUUGAAUAUUCUCUUGAUAUCACUUUCAGAGAUCGUCAAGAAAAAUUCACUCUUCUACCAAGAAAUAAAUGGGAUAAGGAUGAACUGGUGCAUGUCUGCCACGACCGGAACUGUGAAUUAAAGUUUAGUUGGCGUCAACGUAAACAUCAUUGCCGCAGAUGUGGCCACAUUUUCUGUAAUUGGCACAGCGGAAAUCGAUUACCGUUGUUUACGAGUAGUGCUUCUGCUGAAAGACCAUGCUUUACGCGCGUGUGCGACGGUUGCUUUUUUACCUUAGCGCAGCAUUCAAUCGUUGGACCAUCAAUAUCUGCGAGGAUUUCGGCAUAAUUCUGCAACUCUUUGGUCUGAUUACCAAAACACUCAUCGAAUCAUUCAUUUGCUGUCGGCUGUAUUACAUAUUUAUUCACAAACUUUAGUUUCCUUUUCUUCUUAGCAUGACGAUUUUCUUUCAAACAGUAGCUAGAGCGUCAGAGUCCCAUCCGAUUCAGAACAUUUAAAAUAAUUAAAUUUAUGGCAAGCCUUUGACUAUUAUGUCAUUGAUGUGUCUCAUCAGACAAACAAUCAUUAUGGACAAUAAAUAAACCUAUCUAAACAUUUUAUCUAUGUUAUGCUCAUAUAAAGGUUGCUUUCUGUGAAACGUGUAAAGUGUGUUUUUACUUCCAGUUCUGCGUUACCCCUUUUAUUCAUAAACUUC